AAUAGAAACAUUCUUUGACAAUAAACCUAGUGAAGUGAACACGGUUCUUAUAAAAAUAUUCUAGUGAUUAUGUUUUAUGGCAGUUUAAUCAUCAACCUGUAGCCGCGUCGAUCGUCACCGUGUGAUGUGGCGACAUUGAUUAAUAACACGUCCCCGAUUGCCGGCCUUGUGGUUGUGAUGUACGAAAGGCAACCAACGUCUGUGCAGAACAGGUGUGAAAGGCACUAACACUGCGUGAACCGUUACGGAUUAGCAGAUCAGCCGGCUGUCGAGAACAUGGAAGACAUUAAGGAAAAUCUAAUACCCAACCUACACUUUGCGGAAAACGACGAGGAAGAGCUGGCAGAAGAGAUUGGACUACCGAGGCGUCCGACCAUUCCAUCGCUACUGCAACGGAAUUCCCAAAUAAACCUGCUAGAACAAAUGGAUCACAGCGGCGAGCAGAACAAGCUAAAUGAGCUGCGGCAACGAAAGGGCACGGUGCGGUUUACCCCAUCGAAAGUCACCCGGCAGGAAAAGGCACUGCCACCGGAUGAACAAACGACGUUCGGUGAAAGCCUUAUGGUGCUGGAAUUCGGCGAAAGCGCCCCAAUUGAAGCGAUACAGUGGAUCAUGGACAAGAUCCGCGGGCGCCGGGUUGACGGAGGUUUAGAACUGCUCGUCCGAAAGGAACCGCUCAGCAAAGAUAGUCAAACGAUCAUAUUUCACAUCUCGGCCACACACAUGAAGCUGCUCGAGAUUGCGGACGAUAUGGGCUUCAUGAAGCGCACCAAAUCGGGGAUCAUUCGAAACUUUAACGUUGCCUGUUUGGAUGAGUUUUUCUACGACGAAGGAAUGGCGCUGGAGGACAUUCUAACGCCAGCGGAUCGGCAGAUAAUUAUCAAGCAUGCACUGGAAUCGAUCAAGGCGGCCGAUGACGAGCAUCGGAUACCGGGCACCAAGAUUAUACUUUACCACGGCCAAUCGAUCAUACAGGCGGCACAGGGUGCGGAGAUAAUCGGCAAUCUAUACUCGCUGCACGAUAAGCGAACGCUGAAAGAGCUACGUCAUCGGUGGAUAAAACCGACGCGCGUUCAGCCGAUCGACGAGAUACGCGACUACUUCGGUGAGAGUGUCGGAAUGUACUUUUCCUUCCUUGGGUUCUACACGUACGCGCUCGUGGUGCCAACGGUGUUCGGCUUUCUGCAGCUUGGCCUAUCGGAGGAAACGGAAACCGUACCGUUCUUCUGCGUGUUCUACGUCGUCUGGAUGAAGGUGUUUCUGGAGCUGUGGAAGCGCAAAAGUUCUUCCCACGCGUACCGUUGGGGUACGAUCACGAUGACGAAUUUGGACGAACCGCGGCCCGGUUAUUACGGGAAGCUUGCGCGCGAUCCCAUCACCGGCAAGUGGACGCCACAGUACCCAAAGUGGAAAACGUACGUCCAGAUGUACUGCGUAACGGCACCGAUCAUCAUGCUGUGCAUGGGCAUUGCCGCCUUUGUAACGAUCUUUCAGUUCUACGUCGAGGCGGAACUAGCCGUACUGUUCGGACCGGAUGCGUACAUCAUGUACCUGCCGUCGGUGGUGAACGCCAUCUAUAUCGCCGUAUCGACGCUGGCGUACGAUCGGCUAGCGACGUAUCUCACGGAUAAGGAGAACCAUCGCACCCAAAGCCAGUACGAGCGGCACCGUGUGAACAAGCUGAUCGUGCUCGAGUUUGUGAACAAUUUCCUCUGUCUGUUCUACAUCGCGUUCAUACUGCAGGACAUGAAGAUGCUCAAAACACAGCUGAUGAUGCAGCUGAUCGUGCUCCAGUUUCUCCAGAACGUGUUCGAAAACCUGUACCCCUACUUGAAGAAGAAGGUUGGCCUCAAGAUUGUACGACUGUUUGUGAAAUCGAAUUACGAGAAGCUGAAGCAAGCACACGAAUCGUACGACGAAAUGGGACUGCAUUCGCUGGACGACGAUGAUGCGCGCGUACUACAGAACCGCAAGGAAAGGAUCCUGGAAGAGUACAACACGUACGACGAUUACCUGGAGCUGUACAUACAGUUCGGGUACGUAGUGUUGUUUUCCUCGGUAGCACCCCUGACGGCUUUCUGGGCCAUUCUGAACAACGUGAUCGAGAUACGGCUCGAUGCGUACAAGCUGUGCAGCUUCUUCAAGCGUCCGUUCGCACGUCGCACGAAAAACAUCGGGGCCUGGCAGCUGGCAUUCGAAACGCUGGCCGUGAUUUCGAUACUGACCAACUGUGGCAUCCUCUACCUUUCGCCUCAUAUGCGUGAGCUUGGUGCCGAUUUCAGCCGUGAGGCAUACACACUCACCUUCCUGAUCAUUGAACAUGUGCUGCUUGGGUUAACCUGGUUCAUCUACAAAGCCAUCCCGGAUACACCGCACUGGGUGCGUGUGGCAUUAGCAAAGGCCGAGCACGAAUCGCGUCAAGCGCUGAAACGAGAGGAAUAGAAAACGAUACGGCAAGCUAUUCACCUUCCGUACUGGACUCCGCCACUAUUGAAACAUUUUCGCUCCCAAUUGCCAUCUCAUCAUACACACACCAUACACAUCGAGAACUGCAGCAAACAAACUCCCCGUAGAUCAUCCAUAGAUCCGUUUCUGCCUGUGCUGUAAACUAUGAUUAAAGUGAUUUAUGGUCAACACGACGGAAGCAAUAAUCGAUUGCCUAUUAACGCUUACCUUAAUGCCACAAAGUGCCUAAGUGCCUAAACUAAGCAGUGAAGCGGGCAGCAAGUAACAUGCGUGAUGUGUUUUGGUUUUUUUUUACUGAUAAUGUGUAAUAAGUGCGAAUAAGUUUUAAUUUCUACAAACGAAGAAGCCAUUUUGAAACGUCUCUACCUCAGUGCAAAUCUUUGCCCGGCCAAUAACUCUAAAUAGGGUAUGCUUUCAGAGCUCAUUUUAAAACGUGUGUUCGCGUGUGUGUUUGUCUUUGCGUGGUCAAAAUUUACUAAAAUCGAUAGGAAGAGCAUGUUCAUAGGGUAAGGGGGUUUGUAAAAUGGCUCACCCAUUGUUACUUACAGAACGCACAACGAUCUCGCAACGUGCUGUUUCGCAGGUUUCGUAGCGUAUACGAUACGCAUUCGAUGCUGAACUAAGAAACCUAAUCAUGACUGCAAAUGGAGAAAAAAGACCGCAAAGCAGUAAAGUCAUUAAAUUCUUUUGAUUCGCUAAGCAAUAUCAAGGGUGCGGUUGUAUGUGAACGAUUGUAUGAUUUUUAUUGCUGAUUCGUUUGGUAGAUAGAAUUUAAUAAAGCCUA
Messenger RNA from Anopheles moucheti, 3250 nucleotides. It is a transcript of the gene Axs, whose product is annotated as anoctamin-10. The transcript has 7 exons. Gene Ontology annotation, biological process: chloride transmembrane transport. Lineage: Eukaryota; Metazoa; Arthropoda; Insecta; Diptera; Culicidae. Gene Ontology annotation, molecular function: chloride channel activity. The coding region runs from base 277 to 2442 and encodes 721 amino acids. The record is from RefSeq and is a predicted model, not a curated record. Gene Ontology annotation, cellular component: plasma membrane.